AAUCUCUCAUAAUGCUUGAUUCGAUCAUUGUCAAUGUCAUUUGGUCGCAUCUCCUCCGCCUCUUUAAAAACACUUCAGCUUCACUUCAGCGGGAGUCAGAAGAAGCGCAACCGCACUAAAGAACUCCAACAAGACUUUCCGCACAAAAGCUUCAGGAUUUCCCACACUAGAACUGGAAUCACACAGCUCCUCACGAGUUAUGGGAUGUGCUACUAAUACCAUUUGACAAGGGAACAGUGCGCGUAAAGCAUGGCUUGCUUAUUAUGCACGUGUUUUCUGCUGUCUUGUGCUGGACAGGUGUUAGCAAAUCCACCGGCUGAGACGAGAAUCUAUUUGGAUAACAUUACGCGCAUUUUGGAUAGAUUAUUAAAUGGAUAUGACAACAGACUGCGACCUGGAUUUGGAGGUCCUGUCACAGAGGUUAAAACUGACAUCUUUGUCACCAGCUUUGGUCCUGUCUCUGAUGUUGAAAUGGAAUACACAAUGGAUGUGUUUUUUCGGCAAACCUGGAUAGACGACAGGCUGAAAUUUGAGGGCCCGAUUGAGAUCCUACGUCUCAACAACCUAAUGGUCAGCAAGAUCUGGACACCGGACACGUUUUUCCGAAAUGGCAAACGCUCUAUUUCACACAACAUGACCACUCCCAACAAGCUGUUUCGCAUCAUGCAGAACGGAACUGUCCUGUACACUAUGAGGUUAACCAUCAAUGCAGAAUGUCCCAUGCAACUGAUAAACUUUCCAAUGGAUGGCCAUACGUGCCCUUUGAAAUUUGGCAGCUAUGCAUACCCUAUGACUGAGAUUGUAUAUACAUGGAAGAAAGGGCCGUUGUUUUCUGUGGAAGUACCUCAAGAAAGCUCCAGUCUGCUACAGUAUGAUCUCAUUGGUCAGACAGUGUCAAGCGAGAAGCUAAAGUCAAAUACAGGUGAAUACAUUGUUAUGACUGUCUACUUCCACCUGCAGAGGAAGAUGGGUUUCUUCUUGAUCCAAACAUACAUCCCAUGCUUUAUGACAGUGAUUCUGUCACAAGUCUCCUUCUGGAUUAACAAAGAGUCAGUACCUGCCAGAACUGUAUUUGGUAUCACCACAGUGCUAACCAUGACCACGCUGAGCAUCAGCGCUCGACACUCUCUUCCCAAAGUAUCCUACGCCACAGCCAUGGACUGGUUUAUCGCCGUCUGCUUUGCCUUUGUAUUCUCUGCCCUUAUCGAGUUUGCCGCUGUCAACUAUUUUUCAACCUUGCAGGCCAAUAAGGAACUUCGGUGGGAAAACACAGCCCAUGCUGCGGCUACAGCAGCGGCCAGUGGUGAUAGAGAAGUCAUUUUGCAUCCUAUGGACCCCGGAGGUGUGUUGAAGAAAAGACUGAACUCCUUAUCUCAAAGAGAUGUUACUGAGAGGUUUUCCAGGUCACCCCAGCCUGAUUUCCGUCAGCAAGGAUCUGCUGUCCCUGCCAACAACAUUCUGACAGGAACUAGCAUAAUUGACAAAUACUCACGGAUCCUCUUUCCUCUGUCUUUUGGGGCCUUUAACCUGGUCUACUGGAUUGUCUAUCUCACCAAAGACACUAUGGAGUCCAGGGAAGUGUGAGCCGCGCUAGAACCUGCAGAGAAACUCCAAAGACAAUAUGAACUGUUGCUUGGACGGAUGUAGCAGUGGACUUCAAGAUGGAUAGAUGCAAUGUUUUUGUGAUUGUGUACCCGUUUUCUUAACCCUCCC
Paramisgurnus dabryanus is the source of this 1713-nucleotide messenger RNA. It is a transcript of the gene gabra6b, whose product is annotated as gamma-aminobutyric acid type A receptor subunit alpha6b. The record is from RefSeq and is a predicted model, not a curated record. Gene Ontology annotation, molecular function: GABA-A receptor activity; extracellular ligand-gated monoatomic ion channel activity. Gene Ontology annotation, biological process: monoatomic ion transmembrane transport. Gene Ontology annotation, cellular component: membrane. Lineage: Eukaryota; Metazoa; Chordata; Actinopteri; Cypriniformes; Cobitidae.